AAUGUGGCAAUGGUACCCACGCUAGUGUGUUCUACUCUUCUAUGACUAUGCGCUCUGGUCCCCGCGUUCCCAAAAAGAGGCUGUGUCAGUGAAGUUGCUUGAAGGCAAGUCCAAGAAGUUGGGCCCAGUCCCCAUCAUUGAGUCCAACGAGCGCCAAUAAACGUCCGCGGAAGAGAAAAGCGGUUCGCGUCGGGUUGACCUUUGCGCGACUUGUUGAAGUCAACCGAAAGAGCGCCUUUGUUUGGCGCCACGCAUCAGGGUGCGUUUGUCCCUUUACGAUGACAACGACUCGGUACUCCAUGAUGACGUUUUUGUCAAAGACCGCGGGAAGAAGCAAAGGCAAAGCGCCGCAUCACAAGGACUCACGACUCUAUGAUGACGUUUGGCCGAAGACUGCAGGAAGACGCCAAGCCAUAGGCAGUCAUAUCGCAAGUCGACGGUGGCAGAGAGCAGAAGCGACGCACGGUUCUUUUCCUGACUCCAGAAGCGGCGGGAUGACCAGCAAAGUUUGGUUGGGCCUCCUGCUGUGCUCCCUGAUGGUCCGGCUCAGCGUGCCAGACGCAGCGGCCCAAGAUGCCGCAACCCCGGAGAAUGCAAAACCAGCUCUCAAAUGCUACCAGUGCGCCGACAAAGCGGCUUGUAAGACUUGCCUGAGCGGCAUUUCAACAUGCACCCAACAGACUUGUACCGAAGGCCAAAAAUGUUACAAGAAAAGCGAGGGCGCCGAUGUGACCGAGAUGAGCUGUAAAGAAUGUGCCGAGAGCGACGGAUGCUGCGACACCGCUUUGUGUAACGGGCCCACUUCGGCCGCGGUGCCCAACCGGCUUGGGGGCGGCAGCAUGGCGCUCCAGGUGGCGCUCGCCGCCGCCGCCAUUUUGUUGCCGCUCUGGGUGUGAGGGGCCACUUGUCUGCUUGG
Hippocampus comes (tiger tail seahorse) is the source of this 916-nucleotide messenger RNA. RefSeq lists its product as uncharacterized. The coding region runs from base 279 to 896 and encodes 205 amino acids. NCBI's taxonomy places the organism in Eukaryota, Metazoa, Chordata, Actinopteri, Syngnathiformes, Syngnathidae. The record is from RefSeq and is a predicted model, not a curated record. The transcript has 4 exons.